Messenger RNA from Naegleria lovaniensis, 2565 nucleotides. RefSeq lists its product as uncharacterized. The coding region runs from base 1 to 2565 and encodes 854 amino acids. The transcript has 3 exons. Gene Ontology annotation, cellular component: endoplasmic reticulum. Lineage: Eukaryota; Heterolobosea; Eutetramitea; Acrasida; Naegleriidae. Gene Ontology annotation, molecular function: L-ascorbic acid binding; protein binding; iron ion binding. Gene Ontology annotation, biological process: peptidyl-proline hydroxylation to 4-hydroxy-L-proline. The record is from RefSeq and is a predicted model, not a curated record.
AUGCACCAAAUGAAACAAUUCAUUGUCGAUUGGGAUAUUAAUCAUACGGAAGAGCACACGCCUAGCUUUUUAUUAUCUUCUGAGCAGAACGAGAACGUAUCAGAAGAAUUACCAAAUAGCUCGGAACAGUAUUCAAACAAAACGAGGGAAAGAUUGGAUAUUUUGAUUCCUGGACAGAGUAUUGAAUCAUCCUCCUCAUCGUUGAAAAUUGUUCAUUUACUUUCAGAUACUAUUACCGAUCAUACAAAGAAUGAUCCAAAUGAUUAUCAAACUCCAACAAAUGAAAAUUAUCAACUCGAUAGAAUUGUUGAGAACCAUGAUCGUUGUUUUACAAUCAGUUCAAUCUUGUAUCCCGAAGAAUGUCAUGAAUUAAUUGAAAGUACGGAACAAAUUGGUUAUCAAGAUAUUGAUGAUGAAUAUGUGAAGGAAUAUAGAAAUAGUCAGCGAGUUCUUGUGAAGAGCAAAAAAUUGGCAAAUUUAAUAUGGAAACGAAUCAUUCCAUUCUUCAAAGUAUCAGACAUUGAAAAAGUUAAACCUUAUGGUUUCAAUAAUAACGGCAGGUGGUUACCAGUUCGCUUGAAUGAAUGUAUGAGAUUUAGCAAGUAUUCAGAUCAGACAUUCUUCAAGCCACAUAUGGAUGCGCAAUUUGUUGCAGAUGAAAAUGAAAAGAGCAUUUUCACGGUAUUGAUUUAUUUGAAUAAUUCGAGCUAUGGACCAAGUCUUUUUAAAAAGGUGCAACUGUUGAAAAAUCUCGACACCAACGAUAUUACUGUGACAUUUUUGAAAAUCGGUCAUGUUAUGCCAACGAAAGGUACUGUGGCAAUUUUCAACCAUGAUUUAUGGCAUUCUGGUGAAAUGGUUAACAAUGAGACAAAGUAUAUCUUGAGAACAGAAAUAAUUUUUCAACGAAUUGACUCUGAAAGUAUUUAUCGAGUGCCAUUAUGUGACAAUGAAUGCUUUUUAACAGUGAAACACCUUAUGGAUAAGAGUUAUGAGUUAGAGCUACAAGGAAAUGUCAAGGAGGCUACAUGCAAAUAUAUUCAAGCACUAGAAUUGCAUACUCAAGUGUCACAUUCAUUAUCUUCCAACCCAAGUUGCCGCCUGAGCACCAUGGAACAACUAAUUCCUGAGGAAGUGUUUUCAAUCAUUUUUAACUAUCUUCCAACUGCUGACUUGUGUAGAGGAAUCCUUUGUGUGAACCGAAAUAUUAACUGCUAUGCAAGAAAUUCUAUCAUGUGGAAGCAACGGUAUGAUGCAACAUGGAACUCGAUACGUUAUGGCUGGUCUGAAAAAGUGGCUGAAAAAACAUUGCAAGAAAAUUCCAAGAUCAUGUUCUUGCAAGAGAUUCUUAACGGAAAUUCGACCAUGCAUUUUCACGAUUGGUAUCAUGCCUUUGUCAGUCGGGCGAAUAUGGAACGGUAUUUUUGUCCUGUCAUGGUUUCCAUAGGAACACACUCGUAUCGAUAUGGCAUGGCCAAUGACCACACGUUUUCGUCAAGUAGGAUGUUAUGUGGCAAACCCAUUCAUCCACAUUUUUCUCUCGAUGGUUACGGAUUGAAAGAUAUUCUGACAGGACGACGAGCAAAAAUUGAGUAUGACUAUUGCAAAUCAGCUCCGCUCCUGUCGAAUAAUGGAAUUGUUUCACAUGAGGCGAAUUUUAUCACAUUUAUUAAGCAAUUGUAUUGGGAUGAUUUAGGAGUGGCUUUAUCUGAACAUCCAUUGCUGUUGUGUGUACCAAUGACUUGGAAUGAGAGACACAAACGUCGUAUUAAGCAAGUGUUGUUUGGUAUUGGUAUUCCUGCUGUGUGCAUUAUUGAUUCAGCACAAGCAUUGUCUUUACAUUAUUUAGAGCCAAAUUGUAUUGUUUUAGAUUUUGGAGUUUCUGGUGUGAAAUGUGUUCCUGUAUAUGAAGGAGAGCAUCAAACGCAAUUAAGUACUUUUAUCAAUCAAAGACAAUCCAUCAAGUCCAUCAUUACUGAGAUGUCAUCCUAUACCUAUUAUUCAUAUGCUCGCUCUUUUUUAGAGUUGUGUGUCUUACCUCCAUUUUCAAGAGAAGAAAAUGCUGUCAAGUAUUCAGAAUUUGUUCAACAAGUUGAGGAGUACAAUUUAGGAAGUUAUUAUUUUCGCUCGGAUAUUGAUGGAAUAUAUCGAGUGGAAUUGGCAGAAGAAUAUUUCGAAGAAAUUAUAUACAAUUUAAUCCCAUUUUUUAACAAGAUUGUGAAUAUGAAAGAUGAGGAGAUGAGAAAUCGAAUAUUGAGACGAAUUAUCGUGGUUGGAGGUUUUUCACACAUAUCCGGACUGCAUGAGAGAUUGAAGAGUGAAAUUUUGCAAGUCUUACCUCCUCAUUUGGGAGAACAAGUUGAAUUUAUUUUCCAACAGAAAAAAACGGAAGAUGGUUAUAUUAAUGUCGAAAAGCCAUUUCCAAAAUCUUAUGGAAUGCGAACAGACAAGGUUUCAAAACGAAAAUUUGGACAUGAUAUGGAUGUCAUGUUUGGUUGCAAAAUUUUCACCUCCCUCAGUAAUUUCAGAAACUUGUGUGACAUGAAUCCUUCACUUUUGAAAUGA